AUGACGGCCCAACUCUCCAACCCCAAAGAGUAUCAAGAAAUCUUUCACUGGGCUUCGACCCAGAAAGAUGGCACCAUCCCAGCCUUUGGAACCCGAAAGAAUGAUCCAUAUGAGUACCAACCAGGAUUCAAUAAUUCUUUUGUUUCAGAGGCGGUCCCCGGAACUCUUCCACAGGGACAGAACUCUCCGAGAAACAUUCGAUUCGGUCUCUACGCCGAACAGAUGACCGCCUCUGCCUUUGUUGCUCCGAGACACCUGAACAAGAAAGCAUGGCUCUAUCGUGCCAGACCAUCCGUGGCCCAUCAGGGAUUUGUCGAUCUGCCCGACAACCCCGACACCGAGUCAAACUUCCUGCCCAUGAACCCCAGGGUGCAUGUCUCUCCAACACAGCUCGCAUGGCUUCCGUUCGAGAUCCCCGCGGGCAACGACGUGGAUUUCAUUGCUGGAUUGAAGACCCUUGCAGGUUCCGGUGACCCAACCCUCCGCGAGGGCAUCGCCACGCACAUCUAUGCUGCCAACACGGACAUGAAGAACACGGCCUUUGUCAACUCCGACGGCGACUACCUCAUCUGUCCUCAGCAAGGCGCCUUGGACAUCCAAACCGAGUUCGGCAUGCUGUUCGUGCAGCCUGGGGAGAUCGUCGUCAUCCAGCGUGGCCAGAAGUUCAAGGUCGCCCUCCCGGAUGGACCCUCGCGAGGUUACAUCCUGGAGAUCUGGGGAUCCAACUUUGAACUGCCCGAGCUCGGCCCCCUGGGAGCCAACGGCCUCGCCAACGCCCGGGACUUCCUCCACCCCGUGGCCAAGUACGAGAUCAACCUCGACGGUUGGGGCAUCGUGUACAAGCUCGCGGGCAAGUACUUCAAGAGCAGCCAGCAGCACAGCCCCUUCGACGUCGUCGCCUGGCACGGCAACUACGUCCCCUUCAAGUACGACCUCACCAAGUUCGUCAACGUCGGCUCCAUCUCCGUCGACCACAUCGACCCCAGCAUCUUCUGCGUGCUGACCGCCCGCUCGCGCGACCCGGCCAGCCCCCUCGCCGACUUCCUCAUCUUCUCGCCGCGCUGGGACGCCGCCUCGCACACCUACCGGCCGCCCUACUACCACCGGAACGUCGCCUCGGAGUUCAUGGGCCUCCUGUACGGCCACUACGGCGGCCGCUCCGACUCCUUCCAGCCCGGCGGCGCCUCCUACGAGUGCGGCAUGGUGCCGCACGGCGUCGCCUACGAGGAGUUCAAGGCCGCGACCGAGAACGCGCCGCCCGUGUCGACCAUCUCCAACGGGACCGUGGCCUUCAUGUUCGAGAGCUCGCGGCCCUUCACCAUCACCGACUACGCCUGGAACAGCGAGAAGAAGCACGAGCACGACCCCAAGAUGUGGGAUAACCUCGUCGACAACUUCUCCAAGCACGAAGAAGAAGUCAAGCAGCUGCUGGCCCUUCGUCCCGCCCCGGUGAAUGGAACCAGGUAG
Molecule: messenger RNA, 1467 nt
Organism: Drepanopeziza brunnea f. sp. 'multigermtubi' MB_m1
Lineage: Eukaryota; Fungi; Ascomycota; Leotiomycetes; Helotiales; Drepanopezizaceae
Biological process (GO): L-phenylalanine catabolic process
Cellular component (GO): cytoplasm
Molecular function (GO): homogentisate 1,2-dioxygenase activity
Source: RefSeq, a predicted model, not a curated record